This is a messenger RNA of Bactrocera tryoni, 945 nucleotides long. RefSeq lists its product as uncharacterized. The transcript is spliced from 2 exons. NCBI's taxonomy places the organism in Eukaryota, Metazoa, Arthropoda, Insecta, Diptera, Tephritidae. The record is from RefSeq and is a predicted model, not a curated record. Bases 126 to 713 code for a protein of 195 amino acids.
GUUUUUGUGUAUUGAGAUUGAUUUUAAAAUUUUCCCAAAAAAACUCAUAAAUCAUCUUUUAUUCUUGAAAUUUUAUUUUCAAAUAUUAACAACAAUAAAACAAAAGUAAUCACAAACAAAGAAAGAUGUCGCAAAGCAUAUCUGCAGCACCGCCAUUGCACGACAUACCGCUACCCGGUGUCGAAGAACGUGGCGACGCGGCGUGCGAAGCACACAAAGCAAACAACACUAAGGCCAACUCGUUAAAACGUUUCUUCAAAUUGACACAUCGACGAAAUAACGGUGGCGAAGAGAUGCCUACCGGUUCGUGUGAUGUAUUGCCCGAAGAUGGCGGAGAACCGAAAGACGAAAUCGUCAGGGAGGAAGCGGACAAAGAUGGUGAGCUGGAUAAGCCAAAGAAGGAGCAUACGAGACGCUUUCAUUUGCGCCUCGGUGGCGUUACGCGCAUAGCGGAACACGCUAAUGCCACCAAUUUCAUGCCAAACGCACCGAGUCGACAGUCGUUGAAGAACUCCAUUUCCAGCUACUGGCACACAGUAUUUCGACGUGCAAGUAAGAAAGUUGUCAGGCAAAGUUCCGAGCGGAACGACGACGAUGAAGAGGACUGUGAUGAGGUGGAAGAGGAAACCAACGAGGUGGAAUUGGACGAAGAGUUGCACACGCUGCCGAUCUCAGAUGAUACCAUCGAACAGGUGACUCAAUCGAACAAAUAAAGCAGCACAAAAGGAUGAGUGAAAGUAAGGAAGGCAAACAUUUACGCAAGCAAUUGUAGGUUUCGUGGCACAAAAAUACAGCUGGUGGUAGUGUGGCAACUUAAAAACUCUCGGUAUAUGCAAAAAUCUUUGUGUGCAUUUUUAUUGUUUUCAACAUUUUAUUUAGACCCAAUGUCACAAUACGAUUUUAUGCUAUUUGCGGCAAAUUUAUUUUGUUUCGAAAAUUUGUCAU